AUGCCAGAUUUCAGAUGCAACUUGACAGCCAGCUCCUCCUCUCAGGCCUACAGAUCGUUCGAUCACGAGGGUAACCACCCCUACAGAAAAAAGUCUCUCGUGAGACCAGAGAGAUCACGUAUUGACCCUAACCACCCCAACUUCCACUAUAGCAAAAAGGUUCAUGACCCAUCCUCCAACAUCAAGGUUCAGGCUUCGGGCAUGGAUGCCAACGCAGGCACCGAGUUUGACAUAAACCAAAGAACCGCCAACGGCCCCAGAAUCUCCCGCACCUCGGAAGGGGACUAUGAGUCGAACGAAAUCCCGUUGCGCGAUAUGCACACCAACCCUUACGGUAACGUUGAAAACUUGGUCGAGGAUGAAUACAUUCAUGCCUCAGGAUCAGAGUUGAAGGGUGGUACGGAGGUGUACGGGCUAAAUGACGAAAUCGACUACAGCCCAAGAAAACAGGACUUAACCAUUUGGCCCGUCUACUGUUACAUCAUCACGUUCUGGGCGCCAGGCCCGCUCUUGAGCCUAUUUGGCAUCAAAGGUAAGGAGGCGCAGUUUGCCUGGAGAGAAAAGAUGGGUCUUGUGUCCAUUAUUCUCUGUACUGCUGCCAUCAUUGCCUUCUUGACCUUCGGUUUCACCAGAACUGUAUGCCAAGACACCACUCCUCGUGUGAGAAACAACGAAAUUGACAGCGGUUUCUUGAUCAUCAACGGCCGUACCUUUGAUUUGACCAGCUCCCAGCAUCCAGCAGCUGCCGGUAUCAGUAACGGUGCCAAUGUAUUGUACCCACCUGUCAAUGCCGGUGGGAUGGAUGCGUCGUUCUUGUUUCAGAACGUAAACGGUAACUGUAAGGGACUCAUCGUCCCAAGAGACAACUGUACCAUCCCAUUCGACGGUGAAGAAUUGGCAUGGUACAUGCCUUGCAGGUUGUUUUCUCAAGACGGCACCACCGAGGCUAACUUCACCACCGAGUACUAUGAUGGGUACGCCUGCCACACUAGUGCGUUUGCCAGAGAAGCCUAUUACGGUUUGGAGGUGAGUGCGGAUGUAUACUUCAGUUGGCAUGACCUCAAAAACACCUCCAGAAACUUGGUGGUGUACUCCGGUAAUGUCUUGGACCUCGAUUUGAUUGACUGGAUCCAAUACACCGACUUGGAAUACCCACCCUUGUUCGACAGCUUGAGAAACGACCCUAACAUGAAGGGCCACGACAUCUCUAUGCUCUUGACCAACAAUGCCGAACGCAAAGCUGCCCGUUGCUUGACUGAAAUCAUCAAGGUCGGCUCUGUCGAUUCCGACACUAUCGGCUGUAUCUCGUCCAAGGUUGUGUUGUACAUUUCUCUUGUAUUCAUUUUGUCUGUCAUUGUUACGAAGUUCAUUGUUGCUUGUUAUUUCAAGUGGCUUGUUGCUCCAAAGCAGGGUGCUGAUCAGGUUGACAUGAAAACCAUGAACAAGCAUCAAAACGCUAUCGAGGACUGGUCUAACAACAUGAAUUCUUCCGGCCCGGUCCGCCCUGUACCUGUGCAAGCCAGAGCUGCUUACAAGAAUAAGGAAGCCAAUAGAAAGAGCGUCUUUAAAAGAGGUUCUAAGUUGUCUUUGGGUAUCAACAGAGAGUUCGAGAACAUAUACGAUGACUCCGUCAUGAACGCCAAUACCAAGUACACCACCAUGUCCACCCAAGCUGCCGCCUCUGUCGGGAACCAGAAACUGAGAAACAUGAAGUCAUACAUGGAAGGGUCCAGGACUGAUCUUGUGUCACUUCGUCCAAACUCUAUUUUGAACCCGUUCGAUUCCCAGACGUUGGACCUUAUGGACGACUACACCGUUGGUGGGUUGUCUCCGGACUUGAUCCAUCCAGAUAUCGUGGCCCAACCACCAGCCGAGUAUGAACCGUAUGGUUACCCAUUGGCCCACACCAUUUGUUUUGUCACUUGUUACUCUGAGGAUGAGGCCAGUAUGCGUGUCACUUUGGACUCCUUGGCUACAACCGAUUACCCAAACUCCCACAAGUUGCUUUUGGUCGUCUGCGAUGGCUUGAUCAAGGGUUCCGGUAAUGACAAGACCACCCCAGAAAUCGCUUUGGAGAUGAUGACUGAUUUGCUUAUUCCCGAGGACAGGGUGGAAGCUCACUCCUAUGUCGCCGUUGCCAGUGGUGCCAAACGUCACAACAUGGCGAAGGUCUACACCGGUUUCUACAAGUACGACGAUACUACUGUACCAAUUGAAAAGCAGCAGAGAAUUCCUAUGGUUACCAUCGUCAAGUGUGGUACUCCAUCCGAAGCCACUGGUUCCAAACCAGGUAACAGAGGUAAACGUGAUUCCCAGAUCAUUAUGAUGUCCUUUUUCCAGCAUGUUAUGUUUGACGAAAGAAUGACCAGGUUGGAAUUUGAAAUGUUCCAGAAUAUUUGGCGUAUUACAGGGUUGAUGGCUGACAUGUACGAGAUUGUUCUCAUGGUUGACGCGGAUACGAAGGUAUUCCCAGAUUCGUUGACUCACAUGGUUGCCGAGAUGGUGAAGAAGCCGGACAUUAUGGGUCUCUGUGGUGAGACCAAGAUUGCCAACAAGGCCCAGUCUUGGGUCACAGCUAUCCAGGUCUUUGAGUACUUUAUUUCCCAUCACCAAGCCAAGGCCUUCGAGUCUGUUUUUGGCAGUGUUACUUGUUUACCAGGCUGUUUCUGUAUGUACCGUAUCAAGGCACCAAAGGGUAAUGACGGCUACUGGGUUCCGAUAUUGGCCAAUCCAGAUAUCGUCGAAAGAUACUACGAUAACGAUGUGUCCACCUUGCACAGAAAGAACUUGUUGUUAUUGGGUGAGGAUCGUUUCUUGUCUUCUUUGAUGUUGAGAACCUUCCCGAAGAGAAAACAGGUGUUCGUCCCGAAGGCUGCUUGUAAAACCAUUGUUCCGGACACUUUCAGUGUGUUGUUAUCCCAACGUCGUCGUUGGAUUAAUUCCACUGUCCAUAACUUGAUGGAAUUGGUGUUAGUCAAUGACUUAUGUGGCACUUUCUGUUUCUCUAUGCAGUUUGUUAUUGGUAUCGAAUUGGUCGGUACCUUGGUUUUGCCAGCUGCUAUUGCCUUCACUUUAUAUGUUAUUGUUGUUGCUAUCGUUUCCAAGCCAACUCCAAUCUUGUCAUUGGUUCUUUUGGGUAUUAUUUUUGGUUUGCCGGGUGUCUUGAUUGUGGUUACCGCAUCGAGAUUCUCCUACAUCGGUUGGAUGGUUAUCUACAUUUUGGCCUUGCCAAUUUGGAAUUUCGUCUUGCCGUCUUAUUCCUUCUGGAAGUUUGACGAUUUCAGUUGGGGUGAAACCAGGACAAUCGUUGGUGAUGACGAAGGUGGCCACGGUGAUGCUAUUGGUAAGUUCGAUCACUCCAAGAUUUUCAUGAAGAGAUGGAGAGAGUGGGAGAGAGUCAGAAAGAACAACGAGCAUAUAUCCAUGCCAGCAGCUACCUGGGAUCCAGCCCACAGUUAA
Molecule: messenger RNA, 3459 nt
Organism: Babjeviella inositovora NRRL Y-12698
Lineage: Eukaryota; Fungi; Ascomycota; Pichiomycetes; Serinales
Gene: CHS3
Product: chitin synthase
Exons: 3
Coding region: 1-3459 (1152 amino acids)
Cellular component (GO): cell periphery; cell septum
Molecular function (GO): chitin synthase activity
Source: RefSeq, a predicted model, not a curated record